AGCCGGGCCCGACCUAGACGCGGGCAGCGCCGGGACUCGCCGCCGCCGCGGGACUCUGGCAGCCCCGCAGCCCCGCAGCGCUACGGCUCCUCCUCCUCUCAAGACCGCCCUCCGCAGCGAUGGACGGAGACGGUGAACCAGAGAGCGUGGGCCAGCCGGAGGAGGUGAGCCCGGAGGGGCAGCAGGAGGAGGCGGGCGCGCAGGAGGCGAGCGCCGGGGAGGAGCGGCCCGAGGAGGAGGAGGAGGCGGAGGAGGCGGAGGAGGCGGAGGCGGCGGCGGCGGCGGCGGCGGCGGAGGCGGAGGCGGCCGCGUACCUGGCCGAGCUGCCCGAGCCGCUGCUGCUGCGCGUGCUGGCCGAGCUGCCAGCCGCCCAGCUGGUGCAGGCCUGCCGCCUGGUGUGCCUGCGCUGGAAGGAGCUGGUGGACGGCGCCCCCCUCUGGUUGCUCAAGUGCCAGCAGGAGGGGCUGGUGCCCGAGGGCGGCGCCGAGGACGAGCGCGACCACUGGCAGCAGUUCUACUUCCUGAGCAAGCGGCGGCGCAACCUGCUGCGCAAUCCGUGCGGGGAAGAGGACCUGGAGGGCUGGUGCGACGUGGAGCACGGUGGGGACGGCUGGAGGGUGGAGGACCUGCCCGGAGACUGUGGGGUGGAAUUCAUCCACGAUGAGAGCGUCAAGAAGUACUUCGCCUCCUCCUUUGAGUGGUGUCGCAAAGCGCAGGUUGUUGACCUGCAGGCCGAGGGCUACUGGGAGGAGCUGCUGGACACCACUCAGCCGGCCAUCGUGGCGAAGGACUGGUACUCGGGCCGCGGCGACGCCGGCUGCCUGUACGAGCUCACCGUGAAGCUGCUGUCGGAGCACGAGGACGUGCUGGCCGAGUUCAGCAGCGGGCAGGUGGCCGUGCCCCCAGACAGCGACGAAGCGGGCUGGAUCCAGAUCUCGCACACCUUCACCGACUAUGGGCCCGGCCUCCGCUUUGUCCGCUUCGAGCACGGGGGUCAGGACUCCGUCUACUGGAAGGGCUGGUUCGGGGCCCGGGUGACCAACAGCAGUGUGUGGGUGGAGCCCUGAGUGACCCCCUUUCUCCAACCUCACCCGCCUUGGAGGGGCAGAGGUCUGGGGUACAUAGGUCUUAGUCGGUAGCAUCCUCACUUUUACCAUCCUCACCCCCCACUUCUCUCUUGCCCCAUACUCCAAGCCCAGCCCCCACACUGGGAAGGAGGGGUUUUGUUGGCACAUAUUUGCAUCUGGAAAAUAAGAUGGGUGAGGGUAUGGGCCUGGGCUGGGCCCACCGCUGAACCUCCUGCACCUAGUACCGUGCCUGCCACAAAGUGGGCGCUUAAUAAAUAUUAUUUGUCCAAGGAAGGAAUGAAUG
Messenger RNA from Neomonachus schauinslandi (Hawaiian monk seal), 1371 nucleotides. It is a transcript of the gene FBXO2, whose product is annotated as F-box protein 2. Gene Ontology annotation, cellular component: cytoplasm; SCF ubiquitin ligase complex. The record is from RefSeq and is a predicted model, not a curated record. The transcript has 6 exons. Gene Ontology annotation, biological process: glycoprotein catabolic process; SCF-dependent proteasomal ubiquitin-dependent protein catabolic process. NCBI's taxonomy places the organism in Eukaryota, Metazoa, Chordata, Mammalia, Carnivora, Phocidae. Gene Ontology annotation, molecular function: protein binding; ubiquitin protein ligase activity. The coding region runs from base 120 to 1067 and encodes 315 amino acids.